Molecule: messenger RNA, 897 nt
Organism: Oppia nitens
Lineage: Eukaryota; Metazoa; Arthropoda; Arachnida; Sarcoptiformes; Oppiidae
Product: meiotic nuclear division protein 1 homolog
Exons: 4
Coding region: 201-824 (207 amino acids)
Biological process (GO): reciprocal meiotic recombination
Cellular component (GO): nucleus
Molecular function (GO): double-stranded DNA binding
Source: RefSeq, a predicted model, not a curated record
UUGGUGACAAAAGGGGACACUUUAGACAUUGUGUACACUAUUUGUUAAUAUAUUAUACAAUUACAUGACUUUUGGCGCUAUUAUUGAGUAAUAAUUGAAGUCUUAAUCAAUAUCUGACUAAUUGUUUGAUUGAAUUCAUUGUUUGGUUAAUAUUGUCAUCAAUUUGUGUCUUCAUUUUGAUCACCACAUUGUCCACUGAGAUGUCAAAGUCAAAGAAAAAGGGUCUCACUAUUGAUGAGAAAAGACACCGACUUCUGGAACUGUUUCACCAAAAGAAAGAUGUGUUUCUUCUGAAAGAUUUGGAGAAAUUGGGACCAAAAGAGAAGGGAAUUGUUAUGCAAUCAGUUAAAGACAUAUUACAGUCAUUAGUUGCCGACGAUUUGGUCGAAUCGGACAAAAUUGGUUCGUCGACAUACUUCUGGUCAUUUCCAGCCAAAGCCGUCAAAACAAAGAAACAAAAAAUCAAAGAUUUAAAGCAAAAGAUCAGUGAAAUUAAGCAAAAAUCUAAAGAAUUGGAUAUCGAGCUCAAGAAGUAUCAGUUGAGUGACAAAGAAGCGCAAAGAAGGGAAAAGGCGUUGAAUGAAUUGCACUCUUUGGAGAAUAAAAGAAAUGAAUUGAAAGCCAAACUGGAAGUGUUGAAGGAUUGCGAUCCACAGUUCAUCAAACAAUUGAACAAAGACUGUGAGGUUUCAAAAGAAGCUAUCAAUCGAUGGACGGAUAAUGUGUUUCUUGUGAAGUCUUGGUGUAAACAAAAGUUUGGUAUCGAAGACUCGGAACUUAAUAAACAAUUUUCGAUUCCCGAAGACUUUGAUUAUCCGGAAUAGAGUUGAAGUGACCUAAAGAAGUGAUAAUUAAAUUUAGUAAAAAUUAUCGAUAAAUAACAAAACGUUAACUUAU